CAGCGCAGCAAAAACAACAAUCGCGACUAGCACGGCAUCAGCGGUUAAUGUAUUUGGCUUUGAUGAAGUAUCCUAUGCGCAAAUUCAUGCACCAAUCGAUUUGUAUGAUUAUUUGGAGCUAUCUUUCAUGGUGAAACUACAACUGCCGAACGGCCUUUUAUACUUGCAACCGUCCGAACAUUGCUUUUUUUCGAUCUAUUCUCAAAAUGCAUUUCUCACUGUACAUUACACCACAGCUGAUGCACACGCUAUCCUCAGCUCACAGCAUCCACUUUCACUGGGAGCGUGGCACCGUGUUGAGGUCUGGAGAAGUGGUCGAGCUGUUUUGCUUAAGAUUGAUGAUCAGCCAUGGAUAGAAGACCGGAUAAAAAAAUCGGACGUCGAAGAAGAUGAAUUGCAAAAAUCAAGCAAAGCUGUUGCAUACUUUGGUGGAGCACCAACUGCCGAGAUAUCGCCCAGUUUACCAGUGCGUAAUGGACUAUCCGGAUGCAUGAAAAAGAUUUAUCACAAUGGUCGUUUUGUGGAUUUGAAGCGCGAUGCUCUGGCUACACGGAAGAUGCAUCAGUGUGGCUGGGAUGCUUGCGCUGAUGUCCAUUGUCAGGCUCAAGCGCAGUGUAUGGCUUACCGAGCUACACCUUACUGCAGGUGCAGAUUCCCGACAUUUGGUUUAAAUUGCGAGAAACGUUUCCUUGAGUACGAUUUGGAGCACCAAUGA
This is a messenger RNA of Gongylonema pulchrum, 715 nucleotides long. Lineage: Eukaryota; Metazoa; Nematoda; Chromadorea; Rhabditida; Gongylonematidae. The record is from the annotation of a GenBank genome assembly.